CGGAAGCGCCUUUCUCUAGGGUCCUUCGGCCUGCGGAGAACUCGGCUGCGAUGGCCGCCGGGCCGGGCUGUCCUCACAACGCCUGCUCAGGAGCUCGGUAAGGCCGAAGCGAAGCAGAGCCUCAGGACGGGCUGCUGGCUCCUGGGCGUCGUCUCCGCACCGCUGCUCCAGGCUCGCGGUCCGGCGGUGUGAGUUCUCCCCCACCCCAGGGAAGGGCGGGUCCGGCGGCGCGAGGACAGCCCGGCGCGAGGCCCCCGCGGCUCCGGUGGGGACGUCGCUGCGGGCGGCACUGCUGCUGGCGUCCAAGAUGUCGACCAAGAAUUUCCGAGUCAGUGACGGGGACUGGAUCUGCCCUGACAAGAAGUGUGGAAAUGUAAACUUUGCUAGGAGAACCAGCUGUAACAGAUGUGGUCGAGAAAAGACAACUGAGGCCAAGAUGAUGAAAGCUGGGGGAACAGAAAUAGGAAAGACACUGGCAGAGAAGAGCCGGGGCUUAUUUAGUGCCAAUGAUUGGCAAUGCAAAACUUGCAGUAAUGUGAAUUGGGCUAGAAGAUCAGAGUGUAACAUGUGUAAUACUCCAAAGUAUGCUAAAUUAGAAGAAAGAACAGGAUAUGGAGGUGGUUUUAAUGAAAGAGAGAAUGUUGAAUACAUAGAAAGAGAAGAAUCUGAUGGGGAAUAUGAUGAGUUUGGACGUAAAAAGAAAAAAUACAGGGGGAAAGCAGUUGGCCCUGCAUCUAUAUUAAAGGAAGUUGAAGAUAAAGAGUCAGAGGGAGAAGAAGAGGAUGAGGAUGAAGAUCUAUCUAAGUAUAAGCUAGAUGAGGACGAGGAUGAAGAUGAUGCUGAUCUCUCAAAAUAUAAUCUUGAUGCCAGCGAAGAAGAAGAUAGUAACAAAAAGAAAAGCAAUAGGCGGAGCCGCUCAAAGUCACGAUCGUCUCACUCAAGGUCUUCAUCACGCUCAUCCUCCCCCUCAAGUUCAAGGUCCAGGUCCAGGUCCCGUUCAAGAAGCUCUUCCAGUUCGCAGUCCAGGUCUCACUCCGGUUCCAGAGAACAUUCCAGAUCCCGUGGUUCGAAAUCAAGAUCCAGCUCCAGGUCCCACAGGGGCUCUUCUUCCCCAAGAAAAAGAUCUUAUUCGAGUUCUUCGUCAUCUCCUGAAAGAGACAGGAAGAGGAGUCGCUCUAGACCUUCUUCACCAGCUGUUCGCAAAAAAAGACGAACGAGAUCACGGUCACCCGAAAGCCAGGUGAUUGGUGAAAACAUUAAACAACCCUGAGCCCAGGGCCAACCCCUACGGAACACCACCACUUUUCCCAGGUUGAUACUGACUUACUCAUGUUGGCUGCAUGACUCUAGCACUAAAAGCACUAACUGUACAUCACCUUAUGUGAUCUAGACUUCCAAAACUUCAUUGCUUUGAAUGUACUUUCUCAUGCACUGUGCACUCAGAAGCCUUGCUGUGUUCCAUAGAGACCCAGUGUGUUCUCUGUGGUACAGCAUACAUUGAUUUUGUCACACCUUACCAGGAUUCUUUGCCUUUCUUGUACAUAUAUGAGAUUAUGAGCUUUUUUCAAGGCUUUCCCUUCAUUACCUUGAAUAAUUGAGAGGUGGCUAUAUUUGAAAUGAGUUUAUAUUCUUAAAUUAUAGAGAGUUUUGAGUUCAAAUCACACCAAUUCUGGGCUUAUAUCAAAAAAGUUUAUAAGCUAUCUUAGGUUUUAAGUUCUCCUGGGAGCAUCAAGGUACCUAGUGUGUGCUCUGCUCUUCUCUGGUGUUUGCAGUCUUAGGAACAGACACCUGGUCUAGUGCUGUUUACAGAUUGUUCUGCUCUCUUAUGUCUUACAGGCACCACAGGUCGUCCUCCGGAUCAACACAUUCUGGUUCCCGUUCAAGUUCAAAAAAGAAAUAAUGUAUUAAAAUUUACAUCUUUAAAAAACAUUGAGUACAGUGCAUGAAGCAUAUUUUUUAGGAAGUUGAUGUCUCAUUUGGUCAGAAGUACUACAUCUGCUAGUAGAGGUGCAUGCCUUUAUUGCUUUUCAAAACAAUACAACUGUGUUUAUUUGUGAAACUGAAAGUAAAUUGCAUUUUAAGCCAUAUACUGUUCCCCAGAUAAAUGCUCUGUUCAUUAUUUACAACCAUUUGCUUCAUUUAAAACCAUCCUAGCAAUAACAGAGUACUUUUGUUUCCUACUUUAAAUCCUUGUCCUUUUCAUUUCUAAAUGUUCUAUUGACAGAGACAGGGUUGCCUGGGCUUGCCUGGACUUCAGACACAUGGGCAAAGCUAAUAAGCUAGUUGGAAUUACCAAUUUAUGUUCAUAUGGGGUUAGUAGUCAACCUGGUUAUGUUAUUUACCUCUGCCAGUAAUUUCUUACCAGCAGUUAACUACGUUGCAAAGCUGACAACUGGGAACAAGCUGAGGGUGCCUUAGAAUCAUUGUCUCUUAACAGCUUUACACCUCUUAAUGCAAGAGGAUUGUAGAAAUUAUAGAAGAAAAAGGUUAAUCACAUCAUUUCAGAAUGUUUCUCAAAGUUUAAGAAAUGCGGAUAUCCUUUUACCAAAUCCUAGUUACCAAAUAUUGUACUUGAUCGAUAAAGGAUUUUUAAAAAAGGCUAAAUCAUAGUUAAUGAGCAAAUUGAAGAAAGCUUUUGAAACCUGUUUCUCAGUGGCAGGCUGACAGGGACAUGAAUUUAAGUGAACAUUUGCCUUGUGAUGUCUGAUUUUGAACAUUGCAGAUACCUAAGUAACAGAAGAAUUCUUAUUUCUGCACAAUUUAAGCAAAAUCAUUUUUCUCCACAUCUGAAAAAGAAAACCAUAUGGCUUAAAAUGCUUUUGGAGUUUUAUUUCUCAAAUUAAAAUCUGGUCACUUGAGAUCCAUUUUGUUCUCUGGUUUAAAAGUUAAAAGGUUUCUCUUUAACAGUCUCUUCAGCAGCAAAAGCAAGGUAAGUAUAUAAGGGACAACAGUUGUGCUGGGGCUCCUUGUGAGGGAAUUAUUUUUCCUGUUUCUCCUUUAGUAUUUGUCUGCUGCAGUUUAAAUAAGUAAAGCCUUCUAAGAUGUUUAGUAGACAGAUCAAACAAAAUGUUUUUAUUUUAAAGUGAGUGUUUCUCUUCUCAACUGAUCUAAAGAUGAAAACAAAGUAUCGUACGUAGAAAUAUUUUGGUAAUAUUUUUACAAGCUUUCCUGUGUUUUUUUGUCUUAUUUUCCUUGCUGCAUUUACUGUAGGUUGCACACGAACUCUUACUCUCUUGUAAUUGUGCCUCAGACUUCUCGAAAGUCGACUUUCUGAGUUGCCCAGAUCUUCUAGAUCCAACGUGUUAGCCUUGGUUUGUUUUUGUGCUUUCUGUAUUUAAAACUUGAACUGUACUAGGCAAAUGCAAGAUUAUAAAUUUAGCUAAUAGGAGUUUACAAACAGUUCAGAUGAUUAUGAUUUGAUUUGGUUUAAUUGAGCUGUACUAGUUCAUUUCAUAAGGAAAUGAUACUGUAGACAAAUGUAAAUAAAAUCCGUGAGUCAACUAUCAA
This is a messenger RNA of Mus musculus (house mouse), 3507 nucleotides long. It is a transcript of the gene Zranb2, whose product is annotated as zinc finger, RAN-binding domain containing 2. NCBI's taxonomy places the organism in Eukaryota, Metazoa, Chordata, Mammalia, Rodentia, Muridae. The transcript is spliced from 10 exons. The coding region runs from base 308 to 1270 and encodes 320 amino acids. Gene Ontology annotation, cellular component: nucleoplasm; nucleus. Gene Ontology annotation, biological process: RNA processing. The record is from RefSeq and is a predicted model, not a curated record.